UAAAAUAACUAUAUUUUUUAAUGCGUCUUUUGUGAACACGUUUUUGGUUUUGUUUUUACACUUGGUGUAGUGUUUCCAGUUUGAGGUUGUUACAAGAUCAACUGACUUCAUUACCCUCUGUUCAAUUUAAGACCAAUGUACGGGUGAAAUGACAACAUGAAUUGUCUAAGACAUUGCCCCAAUAAGAGCCAUCCUCUGUGGGGUCUAAAGAUAAAACCUUCCCCUAGUCAAUGGCAUAAAAUUCCAAAACGUGGUCUUAUCCAGGGUUCAGAGAAAGGACAUGUAUUUCAAAGUCCGAUUAUUAGGAUGACUCCAAAAAUGAUAGGAACUGCCAGGUUCACCAAAAAAAUAGGUUGGAGAGAUGAAGCCCCUGUUUUUAUGACGCGCAGUGAGUACCUUGGUAUGAUGACUGUCAUGAGAGUUAAAUUCAACAUGGUUGCUUUGGUUUUCUUUCUCUGCCUUGUUUUCUCAAUCAUCCAUAAAGGGAGAGAACUGAAGAAAAAAGGACACAACUUAGAUGACUGCAGUGAGGAAAAAGUGGUCAUGUUGAGACUGAAAUAUCUUUUGGAAUUGAAAGAAGAGAGAGAUAAAUUUGACCUGGCUGCAAAAGCCAAUAAAUCUUAAAAAAAAAAUAGUACAUGCUAUUGCAGUGUGAAUAUAUAAUUUUAUUAUUGUUACAUACAAUUCAACUGGAGCAGCCCUUUAAUUUAUUUUUUUAAUCAAAGGAAUGCUUGAUUGAACUCAUAAUUGAAAAUUUUAGAAUAAAGAGAUUUAUGAUUUACACAAAAUAUUGCUUUAUCUGUUUUGUAAAUUGUUUAAGGAACCAGCAUAUACAUUUGUAAAAUUGAAUAAAAUGCGUAAUGAU
This is a messenger RNA of Magallana angulata, 865 nucleotides long. RefSeq lists its product as uncharacterized. The coding region runs from base 157 to 624 and encodes 155 amino acids. NCBI's taxonomy places the organism in Eukaryota, Metazoa, Mollusca, Bivalvia, Ostreida, Ostreidae. The transcript is spliced from 4 exons. The record is from RefSeq and is a predicted model, not a curated record.